UGAAGCUUGAAGCUUCAAGCUUCAUAUCUACCUACCUGGCAGCCUGGUUCGGGCUAGUUUCAUCUUGCGAUCCUCAAUAAAGGUUUGAUGGUAAACAAAUAACAAACCCGACAGUAUGCCGUCUCCAGGAUAUCAAGUUGCCGCCGAUCCAGAUGUACUGGAGGCUCUUACGACUACCCAUACCCCUUGGCCAGGCUAUGAGGGGAACCUUGAUUUAUUGCGACGACAGGGAGCUGUUGAGAAGACGAUGUUCCAGGACAACGCAACUAUCGAUUUUGACAAGAUACCCUCAGUCCAGUUCUGGGCCCCUCUGGUCGGUUAUAACAAGAAACAUCAUGUCAGAUACGUUGUUGUUUCGGUCAUGGAGGUAGCCGAAGCUGCCAGGCGCCCUUUGACUCCUCAGGAAAUUGAUAUUACGAGCGAGUUCGCUGCCUUAUCUUCUAGAUGGUAUCCUUUGUGUAACCUUAGCGCCGUUGCUACCGCUGGUUCCCUCAGUACGUUUGGUGCGCGGGAUUUUAGAUUCCCCUUUUAUACGCCUUCUCCUAAGACCUUCGACCCAUACGUGUUCCCUAAAAAAACAUACCCUCUCCUCAAAGGCGCAAAGGCCACCUUUGCCUGGCACACUCUUCGAUGUAGUCUUUACUUUGCUGCAUCUUAUGCGGCAUUCAUCCCGCUCGCCUCGUCGUUGGCAGCUGGGUCAUUUGAAGCACGUAUACGAAGAGAUCCGCGCCUAGAAGAUCUGCGAGGAUCCAUACGGGAGCACAUGCUACAAGUACGUGCUAUGAUAACCAAGUCGCUGCAAGGGCCUGGCAUGGGUUUCCCUCAGCGCCCGCAAGAGCGCCCUUCUCAUCAAAUUCCACGUGCCCAAGAUGUCCCGAAGUCGGAAAACCAAGCGCGUUUAGAUCAUGGGCGCGAUACAUAUAAUGAGCAAACGGAUAACGGCUUCAACGAACCGGCUACUGACCCCAGCAAGGGUAUGACACCUACGCCUCAGCCUAGCUGGUCUCAAAAUCCUCGAUCUCCGGUACCACCUAACAAUACUCAAGACACAAAGUUCCCAGAUCCAGGCUCGCGGUACGUUGACGACUCAGAUCCGUUCGAUGAUGAUGACGGUUCGCCGGUUCCAGCAUCAGUGAGGAGAGCCGAGGCACAGCGGUCUCGCAGUAUUCAAGGGGGUUCUACGUGGGAUCGCAUCAGGCAACAGUCACAAUCGACCAAUUCCUCGGGACGGCAGGGCGCGUGGUCCCACUUACGACAGGACAAGGCGCCAAAUCCCCGAGAAACCCAGCCGAACAAAGAAGGCUUCGCAUAUACGAAGCAAGACGAGGACAAGGAAACACGGAACUACGAGAGAGAGCAAGCUCAAAAGGAGUUCGAUGCUCUCCUUGAGGCCGAGCGACAUGGUAGAUCGAAUAGACGGUAGGAUGGAUGGCAUUGGGGCUGCACGGGUUCAAACAUUAACAUGUAACCCUAGAACCAACACGGAUGGCGUAAAGGAACCAAAGGACCUGUUUCAUAUCUGUUAUGUAGGCACUGGAAAAGAUAACCAGGGUAUCCAGCCUAUUUCCUUUCCGACUUUGAUGCAUGAAGUUUGCGAGUACUAUAUCAAUGGCUACCUAUCCGUAAAUAUCUGUGGACAUUCCAUCUAUGCUAAUAUGCUUAAUUGGAUGUCACUUCACUAUUUAAAUGGAUUGUUUAUCUCAGAAUCCAAAUAGGUACACCUACUCCAACGUUCUGUACUAGGU
Molecule: messenger RNA, 1745 nt
Organism: Annulohypoxylon truncatum
Lineage: Eukaryota; Fungi; Ascomycota; Sordariomycetes; Xylariales; Hypoxylaceae
Exons: 1
Coding region: 116-1423 (435 amino acids)
Source: RefSeq, a predicted model, not a curated record